CUUGCAACUCUCUUUGUACGCAUAUUGCCAUAAUUUCCGAGAGACUUUUACAAUGAGUCAAAUUACGCCGACCUAUUCUAUGAGAGUAUUUGGAAGAUGCAGUUCAAUGUCUCCGGAAGUGUGGCACCGACUCCAUGAGUCUUCACACAACGUGCGAAAGGCCCAAAGUUGGAACACCCAGACUCCACCUCCGCUGCUUUUUUUAAGUUUCAAUAUUUCGGAGUCAUUUGUAAUGAAUCUUGGUAAUGCUGUUAGCAUUCGCAGAACUAAUGCCAUGUUAACAAGUUCGUUCUUAUCGAAUCUACCAUAUUUGCCGAAGAACCGAUUUUGGAAUCUCCUUAUGUCUUUUCACCACCAAGCAUCACCAAGCACAUUUCUAGCCGCAUAACAUCGCAAUAAGGCAGUUGAAGUCUACCAUCUGGGCAGCGCUGUU
Molecule: messenger RNA, 433 nt
Organism: Hyaloscypha bicolor E
Lineage: Eukaryota; Fungi; Ascomycota; Leotiomycetes; Helotiales; Hyaloscyphaceae
Exons: 1
Coding region: 53-388 (111 amino acids)
Source: RefSeq, a predicted model, not a curated record